Molecule: messenger RNA, 249 nt
Organism: Protopolystoma xenopodis
Lineage: Eukaryota; Metazoa; Platyhelminthes; Monogenea; Polystomatidea; Polystomatidae
Source: the annotation of a GenBank genome assembly
AUGAUGGUGAUGUACAGUUACAGCCUACUGACCGACCCUCAUGCUGAGGAUACUAAGGAGGCUGAAAGGCGCGAUCAUGGAGAUGGUGCUGGGGGCGUUGCGAGACUGGAGGCAACAGGUGGGUCAAGCCCCUCAAAUGUCAGAGAGCUCGGGUUCACUUCCCUUUCUUGUAAUCCCGCAUCUCCAGCAUUCCGUAUUUCUUGGCCCAUAUUGGAAAGAUUAAUGAAAUUAACAAUAGUCAGGCAAUGA